Molecule: messenger RNA, 1030 nt
Organism: Dinoponera quadriceps
Lineage: Eukaryota; Metazoa; Arthropoda; Insecta; Hymenoptera; Formicidae
Gene: Roc2
Product: RING-box protein 2
Exons: 3
Coding region: 243-578 (111 amino acids)
Biological process (GO): ubiquitin-dependent protein catabolic process; protein ubiquitination
Cellular component (GO): Cul5-RING ubiquitin ligase complex; nucleus
Molecular function (GO): cullin family protein binding; zinc ion binding; ubiquitin protein ligase activity
Source: RefSeq, a predicted model, not a curated record
AUGUUUGCCGCACGGCACGAAGCGACCUGGUAGCCGAUAAACUUUUACUUCUUGUGGAGAAACGGCACGUCGAUUGGUUAUCGCGUCGUUUCUUGACACGCGCUAAUCAGAUUCACGAAUUUUACACCAGUUGCAAAGCUGUUUUCUCUGCUGAACGCAGCCAUUAGUGUUGAUCAAGCCGCUAAAUCCUAACCUCACAUCUCGCGCUUUUCACAAUUUCAUUGUUGUUUUUAACCUCAACGAUGGCUGAUAAUGACCAAGAUACUGGAGACCGAAAUGACGGCGACAAUCAGAAGAGCGAUAAAAUGUUUACUCUAAAGAAGUGGAAUGCGGUGGCUAUGUGGAGCUGGGACGUUGAAUGUGACACUUGUGCCAUUUGCAGAGUCCAAGUUAUGGAUGCCUGCUUGCGAUGCCAAGCUGAAAGUAAGAAGGAGUGGUACGGUCGACAAGAUUGUGUGGUUGUGUGGGGCGAAUGUAAUCAUUCAUUCCACUAUUGCUGCAUGUCACUCUGGGUCAAACAAAACAAUCGAUGUCCGCUUUGCCAGCAAGAAUGGUCUAUCCAGCGAAUGGGGAAAUAAUCUGCCGCUUCUCAUUUUUUCAAGGUGGGAUUAUUCGACUGUUGUGACGAGUUCUUGUUAUCGUCGAGAAACAUCCUAUCAAAGUCCAAGGUUCACUUCGCUUUUUGGAAGUUUCAGAGAUACGACGGAGUUCAUAAUGAUUGAAAUUUCUCGUUGUUAAAUUUCGAACGGCUAUUACACCUGCUAUACAGUCGUACAUAUGUACGCAAGAUUCCUCCUUUAAGGCUUGUGAAUCAUAAAAAAGCUCGUAAAGAAAUCGAUUGUUCCUUCGUAAUUUUUUUUAACAUCACAAUCUUUUAUUUUUACAAUUUCAUUUGACUUUCAUUUGAAUUUCAUUGUUGUCAAUGUAAUGAUUAUCCUUUAUUAUAAGAUAUGAUUUUUAUCUAUAUAUUAAUGGGGAUAGGUCGGCCAAUUUAUUUUCUCUAAAUGAGACGUCGAACUGUAUAUUUGAU